CGCAUAUGGAAUGGGCUCUGAAAACAAGAUUCAACUAUCAAACGGGCUGCACUUUGACCGACGAACACUUGCAAUACUUGUAUGAAAAGGUCUUCGGUUCUUCGUCAAGGCAAGAUCGUUCGAUCACAUGGACGCAAUUUUGCAAGGAUAAUUUGAUCGAUCGAAAUUUCUCAUUCUUCAAUUGGUUCCACGAAGCAACGAAACUAACGCGAUUGCAUCUCAGCAAAGAAUGGGAGAAAGGGCUCAUCCAUGGUUUUAUUAGCAAAAGUAAAGCCGAAGAAAUGCUUCGCACAUGUCCUGCAGGCACCUUUUUGCUACGAUUCUCUGACAGUAAACUCGUUGGUAUAUCGGUUGCUUGGGUUGAGAACAAUGCAGAUGGAUCGCUAAACUUUGAAAUUAUGGACCCAUAUCUCAUUAAGGAUUUUGAAAUAAUCAAACCGUCUCGUUCAAUUGGCGAUUUUUUGAGAAAACUCGACGUAUGUACUCAUCUCUAUCCUGAUAAACCAAAGGACUUAGCAUUCGGUGAAUACUAUGCACCAACAGCAGCAGCAGCAGCAGCAGCAAAUAGAUGUCCGAAUGGAUACAAACCAAAAAUAGUUUGAAUCGUCAUUGAGCAAAUCCGGUACAUUCGACAAUGGAACUAAACCAUCACCUCCGUUGUGAUGGUAACGUAUGGUUAAAGACAAACAUCACUUCCCAAACAAUUUUAAAACAUGCAAAUUAACUUUUCUUAUAUAAGCGUUUUCUUCUUCCUUAUUGUUGCAUCAAAUCAAAUCAAAUCACUUAAACA
Messenger RNA from Sitodiplosis mosellana (orange wheat blossom midge), 790 nucleotides. RefSeq names its product signal transducer and transcription activator-like. Gene Ontology annotation, molecular function: RNA polymerase II cis-regulatory region sequence-specific DNA binding; DNA-binding transcription factor activity, RNA polymerase II-specific. The record is from RefSeq and is a predicted model, not a curated record. The transcript is spliced from 4 exons. Gene Ontology annotation, biological process: regulation of cell population proliferation; defense response; regulation of transcription by RNA polymerase II. Lineage: Eukaryota; Metazoa; Arthropoda; Insecta; Diptera; Cecidomyiidae. Bases 6 to 602 code for a protein of 198 amino acids.